Messenger RNA from Cuscuta europaea, 2986 nucleotides. The record is from the annotation of a GenBank genome assembly. Lineage: Eukaryota; Viridiplantae; Streptophyta; Magnoliopsida; Solanales; Convolvulaceae.
GGGGGGUACACGUGGAGUGUAGCCGUUGGCUGCUCGUGGGCGGGCGUCACCGGUUGGGUGAAACGACGGUGCGUAAUGAUGGCUUUGGCUGCUGGGAGCCCGGAUCUCGGCCCAAGCCCGGAUCUGGGAGCCUAUAAAUACCCCAAGCCAAGGCCAUUCCUUCUUUACGCAUCCAACAUCCCUAGCGAAGCUCUGCAAAAAAUUCUAGAGAGAGAAACUCAAGCCUUCAGUCAAAACUCAGCUUUCAAGGUCAGUGUCCCGCUUUCCCCUCAAAACUUUUAGUAAGUUCCGCCCUCUGGCCUUAGAUUAGGGUUAGGGUCCUGUAGAAAUCCUUCGAAAUCUUAGGCACAUUUCGUGGUAAAAAAUGUCGUCCGAGAGCGAUUCCCAAAACAUAUCGGGGGACCCUUCGGUUGAUGAGGAGCACGUUUCUGAUGCGGAGUCCGUGAGCGAGCCCUCGGUCGGUGCUGAUGCUGCCCUGGCCCGGGAGGUCCAGAAGGAACUCAUUGCUGAGGUCGAAGCCGAGGGCUUCGAGCAAGAGUGCGAGGAUGAAGACCUAGCCCUCGCAUGGCAAGUAGCGGAGGAUGAGGCGCAGAAUGAGAGCACGAAGGUUACAAUUGCUGUCCCCCCCCCCCCCCCCCCCCCCCCCGGGGGGGGGGGGGGGGGGGGUUCUGGGGAAGCAAGUAGCUCGAGGCCGCUAGAUCCGAUACCUCUGAGGGUGGUCUCCGGGUUGAAGAAGAAGAAAGCGAAGGCCGUUACCAAGAAGAAGGAGAGGGCUGUCGAUCAAGGAAAGCCAGUGGACAUGCCCGAGGGGUACAGUUGGUUGAACACUGAGGCUCUCGAGAUUAGGUCGAAAGCCGAUAGGGCAGAUCUGUAUGUGACUCAGCUGCACGUGGGGCCCUCGGCCGAAGUGGUGGAGCCAGGUCCUGACGACGUGUUGUCCAGGGCGCCCGAGGGGUGUAUCGCCAUUCACGUCCUCUCGGUUUCUAUGGGACUUAGGUUCCCUCUGCACCCGUUCCUCCGGGAGUACCUGAGGUUUGUUGGUUUGGUCCCCUGCCAACUUACGCUCAACAACCACUCCUACAUUGCGGGGUUCCUCCAGCUCUGCAAGUCCCGAGGGGUGAAGCCCAGCCUGGAUCUAUUCUUCCAGAGCUUUAAUUUGUGCCGGGGGGGGUGGGGCACGAAAACGGCGAGGGAUACGCGAACCUGCAGCAGAUUGCCCGUUUCAAACUAUUCUCCGAUGCUCCUUCUUCAAACAAAGGAUGGAGGGAACGUUGGUGCUAUGUGAAGUUGGGCGAGAACCCAUUCCCGAGGGAGCUGCGCGAUCGAUUCCGAAGGCACGAAAAGAUCAGGAGUGCUGCCCUCGAGAAAGACGGCCUAAAGCUGGCCAAGUUCUCGGAAGGGAAAAAAAAGAAUGUGGCGAUCAGAGAUUGCACCCUCGAGGAGGAUUUAUACACCCUCGGGUUCCGGAGGUACCGCUUCAUAGGGGAGACCGAUGAGAAGUAUCCUCCCUUCAACAAGGCCUUCGGAGGAGCCGGAGGUAUCCCCGUGUCCAUGGUGAACGUGAAGGGCCUCGCUCGCCUGAAGAAACAGGACCCGAAGGGGUCGGGACAGGGCAACCAGAAGCCCGCCACUGCCCUCUUCAAGAAAGCCGAGGGCGAUGCCGCUGCCAGCAAGAGGAAGGUGGCGACCAAGGGGUCCCCCCGGCUACCAAAAAGCCGAAGAAGGGGGAUAUCACCGAUAGGGAGCCCCCGGUCAUGAUUGUUGAUGAGCACCCCGCCUCCGGGGUGCAGGUGGAGAAGCCGUCGGGUGGAACGUCGGCGGGGGCAGAGGAGUUGCUGCUUGAGGUCCUCCAAGUUUCGUUUCCGAGGGGUACAUCUCUGGCCAGCGGCGCUGUCGACCCGGGGGCCAUCUUGAGGGGCAUAACCCCUGAGACGGAUAGGGCUGCCCUCGGGGCUUAUAAUGAUGCGGCCCUCGAGGACCACAUUCUCCGCUCCUCCCUCUCUGCUUGUCUAGCCCUCGGCGAACAGGCCCGGAGGCUUCAAGAAUGGCGCCUUCACAAAGCGGAGCAGGAUGUCAAAAUGAGGGAGUGUAUCCUCAAGAACAAAGAGGCGGUGAAGCUGGGGGCCAGGCUAGAAGAGGAGCUUCGGCAGAUGAACCUAAAAUUGGAGGCUGCAGAAAAGGGCAAGGCUGAUGCUGAGGCCGCUGCUGAGGAGGCCAGGAGAGCUGCCAAAGAGGCCGAGGAUUCCAAAGCGUUAGCCAUCGCCAAGGCUCAGGAGGAGGCCGUUGACGCCUUCGUCGCCGAGGGUUGGAGAGCCGAGGGGCGCAAGAUGUGGGUGUCCUCGGUCGUGGAGGCAUGCGUUGAUGAAUGGGCCGAGGGCCCUGGGUGGGAAUGGAUGGCCCGGAAGGGCAGAGAAUAUUAUGAGGCCGACGAAUUCUUCACCCAGGCCCUCAUCUAUCGGAGGAUGGCCCGGCACUUGGGUAUUGAGCCAAAGGAUUUCGCCCCCUCGGCAUAUGGCCUCCCUCCCCUGCAGCCUGAUGUCCGUGAAUCCCUCCCCGAAGGUGUACAACGGCCCGACCUUGAGGACACAGAGCUGAAGAAAGAGGCCGAGGACGACGCUGUUGAGGCCGGAGCGGAGGUAUCGUCGAGGCCGGCUGCAGAGGACACCCCGGGGAAUGAUGCUGUCGAAGUUGUUGAGUGAUUUUAUACUUAGGAAUGUCUGAACAUAUUUUGUAAUGAACAACAUUGAUCCUUCGACUUCGGCCUGUUUGUAAUUUUACACUCACUUCUGUUUUUGAUGAAUGCAUGCUGCCUCCGGGCUCUUCACAUUUGAAUGCGCCCUAUGUUUUGAAUGUAUGCCUUCUCCUUUUUGAGUGUAUGUCUUCUCCUUUUUGAAUGUAUGCCUAGGACUUAGAAUAUUUUCUAAGUGUUUGAAUAUGGUUGUAGCCUUCGGUAGUUGGGCACCCUAUGCUGGAUAUACAACCGAGG